GAGGACUUCAAAGAAAUGGAAAGGAAAGUUGAUGUCACCAGUAGAGCUGUGAUGGAAAUAAUGGCCAAGACAAUAGAAUAUCUUCAACCAAAUCCAGCUUCCAGAGCUAAACUCAGCAUGCUCAACACCAUGUCCAAAAUUAGAGGCCAGGAAAAGGGACCUGGUUAUCCUCAAGCUGAAGCGCUGCUAGCAGAUGCAAUGCUGAAGUUUGGCAAAGAACUUGGAGACGAAUGCAACUUUGGCCCAGCUCUUGGAGAUGUUGGGGAAGCUAUGAAAGAACUUUCUGAGGUGAAAGAUUCAUUGGACAUUGAUGUAAAACAAAAUUUUAUUGAUCCCCUUCAAAAUCUUCAUGACAAAGACCUGCGGGAAAUCCAGCACCACCUGAAAAAACUGGAGGGCCGACGCCUGGACUUUGAUUACAAGAAGAAAAGGCAUGGCAAGAUCCCCGAUGAAGAGCUCCGUCAAGCUCUGGAGAAGUUUGAUGAGUCCAAGGAAAUUGCUGAAUCGAGCAUGUUUAACCUGCUAGAGAUGGAUAUUGAACAAGUGAGCCAGCUUUCUGCACUUGUACAAGCACAGCUGGAGUACCACAAGCAAGCAGCCCAGAUCUUACAGCGAGUUAGUUCCAAGCUGGAGGAGAGAAUAAAAGAAGCAGCAAUACAGCCCAGAAGAGAAUAUCAGCCAAAACCUCGCAUGAGCUUGGACUUCGGAAACAAUGAAAGCUCUCAGCACAAUGGAGGGAUAUCUAAUGCCACCACCCCUAAGCCAUCAGGUGCUGCAAUGGACCAACCAUGCUGUCGAGCUCUCUACGACUUCGAUCCAGAAAAUGAAGGGGAACUGGGCUUUAAAGAGGGUGAUAUCAUUACCCUUACUAACCAGAUUGAUGAAAACUGGUAUGAAGGUAUGCUUCAUGGCCAGUCAGGCUUUUUCCCCAUCAAUUAUGUGGAAAUUCUCGUUCCUUUGCCUCAUUAG
This is a messenger RNA of Eublepharis macularius, 969 nucleotides long. RefSeq names its product SH3 domain containing GRB2 like 2, endophilin A1 (gene SH3GL2). The record is from RefSeq and is a predicted model, not a curated record. NCBI's taxonomy places the organism in Eukaryota, Metazoa, Chordata, Lepidosauria, Squamata, Eublepharidae. Gene Ontology annotation, biological process: synaptic vesicle uncoating. The coding region runs from base 16 to 969 and encodes 317 amino acids. Gene Ontology annotation, molecular function: protein binding. The transcript has 8 exons. Gene Ontology annotation, cellular component: glutamatergic synapse; cytoplasm; presynapse.